AUGUAUUCAAUCUUUGAAUAUGAAUAUGGAGUACCUGCUAAAUUGCUAUUAAGUUCAAGUAGAUUAAUACAAUUCAAUAACCCAAAUAAUGUCAGAUUAGCAGAAAUAGUUGGUUUCAUUAUCACAAUUGCCGCUAGUGCAUUGAAUUUAAUGACAACGAACCCUGCAUUGCAUCCACAAAGGAACAAGACAGUGAGUCAACGUCCAACAACAAGACCAUAA
Messenger RNA from Funneliformis geosporum, 222 nucleotides. The record is from the annotation of a GenBank genome assembly. Lineage: Eukaryota; Fungi; Glomeromycota; Glomeromycetes; Glomerales; Glomeraceae.